Wasmannia auropunctata (little fire ant) is the source of this 2894-nucleotide messenger RNA. Its product is annotated as MAM and LDL-receptor class A domain-containing protein 1-like. The record is from RefSeq and is a predicted model, not a curated record. Gene Ontology annotation, cellular component: membrane. The transcript has 10 exons. Bases 15 to 2750 code for a protein of 911 amino acids. NCBI's taxonomy places the organism in Eukaryota, Metazoa, Arthropoda, Insecta, Hymenoptera, Formicidae.
ACGAUUAUCCGGACAUGAUGUCCACGUAUCCAGAUAUAUGGUGGAUUUUGAUAUUGAGCUGCUGCUCGUAUCCUUCGUGGAGCAUGACUUGGUACCCUCCAACUGCCUUGAACGCGAUGCGCGGAGAGCAAAUAGAUCUCAUGGAUGCUGCAAACUCUACUUACGCUUCCGUCUGGAGAAAUGCUGGCGUCGCGGUUGACGGCCCGGAAUCCGUCGAUUUGAUCGAUUCAGGGCGAUCCCCCAUCAAUUCCGUCGAUCGCGACCGCGAACCGCUGGAUGAAGUAGAGCGCAUCGAACCCAGGCAGUGGCCAGGCAAGCCGGAUAUCCUACCGACUCGCAGCACCGCGCCUUUCACCACGGAAAGGUCUUUACCACCCAGAUCUCCGCAGCCCACAACACUGGCUCAAAGAAACCCUUCAACACAAAGAUUUCCUACUGCACCACCUCCAACGGUCGCCGUCGAUGAAGUCUUCUGCGAUUUCGGGCCAGCACCAGCCAUGCCACUUUGCGAGUGGCAAAAUGGUAAUGGUGCCUUGGAGUGGACUUCAGGUACUGGUAUGACUACGAACUGGUUGGGUGGACCAACGACCGAUGCCACGAGCGGCUCAAUGGAGGGAGGAUACGCUUUUCUGGAGACGUCGCACAUACCUACGAGGGACCUGAAGUUUAAGAGUCCCGGAGGUCUUUUGCACAGUCCACAGCUGGGUAGCACCGGGGUCACCGGCACUUGCUUCAUGUUCAAAUACACCAUGGACGGCCUCAGCAUCGCGGGGCUACGAGUGCUGCUUCACGUCGGAACGGAUGAGUUCUCGUUUAAGAAGGAGCAGACCGAGGAACUGCCUGUAGAAAAUAUCACAGUGUCAUGUGAACCGACGGAAAUCGCCAUGGAAGAGCGCGUACUGUGGCACGCGCAGUAUUACACGCUCGGACUGUGGCAGCAGGCCCAAAUACUGUAUACUUAUCCUAAAUUACACUCGAUAGUUAUUGAAGGCGUGCCAGUGGACUCCACGGAUCCGUCGCGACUAUAUCGCGGAUACAUCGCUAUCGACGACAUAGAUCUGCAGCCUGGUACGUCGUGCGUUGGAUUCUGUAAUUUUGCCGGUGGCUUCUGCGACUGGAACAACGAUGCGGAAGAUGAUUUCGAUUGGACCAUAAGUCGCGGAAGCGGAAAUCCCACGACCGGUCCAGCGAUGGACAGCUCUAACGACCGCGCCACAGCCGGUGGUUACGCUUACAUCGAUUCCAGCUUCCCGCGAAGACCCGGCGACACGGCGAAAAUCAUAAGUUCGAGCUUCCCGGCAACAAUGCCGGAUGCACCAAUGUGCAUGCACUUCUGGUUUCACAUGUUUGGAACUGGCAUCGGUUAUCUGAAGUUAUUCCUACGUCAUUUUCGCAGCUCGGACACGCAGCUGCAAGAGAUUUGGAGCCUGUCCGGAAACGCCGGUAACGCCUGGUUCAUGUCGCAAGUUACGAUCAGCUCGCUCGACGAUUAUCAGUUAGUUUUUGAAGCGUCAGUAGGAAUCACCGGCAUGGGGGAUAUCGCAAUCGAUGAAAUUUCAUAUGGGCCAGGCGCUUGCCCUGUGUCACCACAAGUGGCUGCACCAGUGUCGCGGGAUUGCACCUUCGAGCUCGAUGAAUGUGAAUGGAUCAACUCGCGAGAUCCGGAUCGCGUCGAAUGGGAGAGGGCAUCCACUCAGGUGUUAGGCCCGAGGAAUCAGAGGAAACCGUACAGCAGUGGACACACAGUUAACCGACGCAACGAAUAUUUUCUGGGACUCGCGCGUCUUCGAGGUGGUCCGCGAGCAUCUGGAGGUGGUACCGCUCAGCUGGUCAGUCGAGCGAUGAAGGGUACUCAAGACGCGCUUUGCAUCACAUUUUGGUACUUUAUGUUCGAGCCCUUCAUCGAUUCCACAGGACCCAGCUUAGGCGUCUUGCGAGUGUACGUGCAAACAGAGGGUGAUAGUUCGAAAACUAAACCCAUAUGGCAAUUGUACAAUAAUCAAGGUCCCACCUGGAGCUACGCUCAGGCCAACAUCAAUCAAAACACAGACUUCAAUAUCGUGUUCGAGGGUAUUUGGGGUCCGAACAGAGCGAGUGGUAGCAUAGGAAUUGAUGAUAUCGCCUUUUAUACCGGAAAUUGCAGUGUGAAACCGUUGAGCGCAGUCGUCCGCCCAGAAGACUGCAGCUUCGAGAAGGAUUUGUGCGGUUGGGAGAACAUUACUAUUUCCGAUAACGAUCGUGGGGUGACGUGGCAGCGUGCGUUUCAGGCCCAUCGACCGGCCCAGUUGUUGGACAGAACCUUUGGUGCGACUGGCGAUUUUGUAUUCUUCGACAUCUUCACGUCGAAUAAGGAAUCGACGAAGGUCCAGCUACAAUCGCCCGUCAUCAACGCCUCGCCCGACGAAGAGUUCGUAUGUUUCACCUUUUGGUUCGUCGCCUUCGGCGUAGAGGAGUCCACCACUCUGCGAGUGAUAAAAAUGCCUGCCGAACAGGCACAGGCCGAGGAGGGAGAGAACGAGGGCGAACAGGAGCAACCGUUAUGGUCUCUAACAGCCAAAGGAUUGAAUAAUCCGCGACCGGUCUGGAUGGCGGCACAAGUGGCGAUUGAAGCGCGAACUCCGUAUCGGCUUAUUCUUGAGGGAAGCGCCAGUAACGGAGGCUUUGCUGUCGACGACAUAAAGUUUCAGCCUCUAGCCUGCGCAACUCGACCACCCAGUGCUCAACCGAUUCAAACCGAGAGCGAGACAUGAGAAAAAUUACUAUGUGGUAAUUGCGAAAUAAGUUUCUAUUAAAGUUGAAAGAAUCAUUUUUACCCAAUAUUUAACAGCUAUAUUUAUAUAAUAUUUAAUUGUACUACAAAUACAGUAAAAUAAAUCAUUUUUAUAUAAAAUAAA